Messenger RNA from Laccaria bicolor S238N-H82, 3207 nucleotides. RefSeq lists its product as uncharacterized. NCBI's taxonomy places the organism in Eukaryota, Fungi, Basidiomycota, Agaricomycetes, Agaricales, Hydnangiaceae. Gene Ontology annotation, molecular function: metal ion binding. The coding region runs from base 1 to 3207 and encodes 1068 amino acids. The record is from RefSeq and is a predicted model, not a curated record. The transcript is spliced from 22 exons.
AUGACGGACGCAGUGGAACGUUUUGGCAAUUUCGACCUUAUCAAGAAAGUUGAGCUUGACUUUACCGACGUCGUUGUUUCGAAAUGGAAGAGCCGUGUUACUGGACUUAAUGUCAUUCAUUUGGAUUAUGAGGCCCCGAUCGUCAAUGGGUACUUUGUUGUACCUACCGAAAUCUUCGAUGAUUCUGGAUGCCCGCAUACUUUGGAACAUUUGGUCUUCAUGGGGUCUGAAAAGUAUCCUCACAAGGGCAUUUUGGAUCUCUUUGCAAAUCGGGGGUUUUCGAACGGGACGAAUGCUUGGACUGACACUGACCACACUGCCUACACGGUCUCCACUGCAGGAGAGCAAGGAUUUUUGCAGCUACUUCCCAUAUAUGUAGACCACAUUCUUUAUCCUACAAUAACGAAAGCUGGUUUUGUUACAGAAGUGCAUCACAUAGACUCAAAAGGUCAUGACUCCGGUGUGGUAUAUAGUGAAAUGCAAGGGCGAGAGAAUACAUCAGGCGAUUUAAUGGCACUUCGACUUCAGCGUUUGCUUGACCCCCCAGGUAGCGCAUAUCGGAGCGAAACCGGAGGAUUGAUGGAGGCACUUCGUGUGUUGACACCGGAACAAAUUCGAAAAUAUCAUUCGACUUACUAUGUUCCCCACAAUCUUUCCCUCAUUGUUGGCGGGAAACUUUCCAGUGGAACGUCGUCGUUGCUUCGGGUUAUCCAAGACCAAAUCGAACCCAGCCUUGUCGCUCAUAAGCAGGACAGAGGAUCCCGUCCCCCAGGCUGGAAACGGCCUUUUGUAGAGACUACCAGCGCAAUACGAACUCCCAUUGAUAGAGUGAUAAAAGAUGUCGUGGAGUUUCCAGAAAAAGAUGAAUCUAUGGGUGAACUUAUAAUCAACUUUGUGGGGCCUCCCGUGAACGCAUUUCUUGAACGCAAGGCUUUGGAUAUCAUCGGUACCUAUUUGACAUCAUCCGCCGUAGCCCCGUUGAACAAGGAAUAUGUUGAGAUUGAAUCACCUCUUUGGUAUUAUUGCAUCUGCCAUUUGCUUAGUUGGUUGCUAACGUCGAAUAGCUCUUAUAUAUACUUCGGAGAGGAUACCAGGGCAACUCGCAAUGAUCUUCCUAUAUACGUUGGAUCCGUGCCUACCGAGCACCUACAUGGUUUUGACGAAAAGUUGAAAGCAAGCCUGGAACGAAUCGUACGCGAAGGUAUAGAUAUGGACAGGAUGUCGAUGAUCCUUAAUAGAGAUGAACGGCAGUUGCGCAGCAAGCUCGAAUCUGCUAAGGGGGAUACUUUCUCUGGCACUGUUAUUACCGAUGUUUUGUACGGUGCUGAGGAUGGCUCCGAACUGCAUUCCUCAAUGGACGAAAUCAAUCAAUAUAAUGUUCUGCGGCGCUGGACAAACUCAGAAUGGGCCAAUUUGUUACAAAGAUAUUAUAUUGACCCGCCUUCCGUUGUCGUAUGUGGAAAACCUUCAGCGGCCCUUGCAGAUAAACUGGAGAAAGACGAGAAAACACGUGUGGCGGAACAAGUCAAGAAGCUCGGUCUUGAUGGUUUAAAAAAAGCAGAAGCGGAACUCGAGGCGGCAAAGGCCGAACACGGGAAACCAACACCAUCCGAUAUUCUGAUAGGCUUCCCCGUGCCAGACGUUAAAAGUAUAUCAUGGAUUACAGUCCAAAGUGUGCAAGAGCCCGGAAAGGGGAGGAAGGUGCACCCGCCAUCCUUUUCAAGUGAACCUUUAUCUGCACACAUCGACGCGGACGGAAACCCUCUUGCCUUUUUUGUGGAAUAUGAUCAUGUCGAGUCAGACUUUGUUUCGAUCCAUGCAUUCUUCUCGAUGGAGAAGCUUCCUGAUCGACUUAGACCAUAUAUAUCAACUUAUUUAUCGGCCUUUUUCUCUCUGCCAGUGACCAGACUCUCUGGGGAGCGGUUGUCCCACGAAGAGGUCAUCAAUAAACUUGACAACGAAACCGUUUCUUACGAAAUCUCUACGGGCAUUUCCAAUGCAUUCACGGAUGUGCUGCGUGUCAGCAUCAAGGUAGAAGUUGCUCUCUACGAGACAGCUAUUGCUUGGCUAAGAGAUCUGGUUUACGGAGGCGAAUUCGAUAAAGAUCGAUUACAGGUUGUUGUGGCCAAAAUCCAACAAUCUCUACCAGAAAUGAAGCGUGAUGGAAAUAACGUUUUGGGGUCCUUAUGGUCAAACCUUUUAUACAGCGAAAAGUCAACAUCCCGCUCUGGGGGCGUGCUUCCUCAGGCAGAAUUUAUUCCCAAGCUCGCCAAACAACUACAAGAAAGUCCGUCUGAAGUCAUUGCAGAUUUCGAAGCAAUUCGAAAAUCAAUCACGGAACCUUCCGGUGUGCGAUUUUCUGUUACUGGAAAUGUUUUGAAGGUAGAAAGACCUCGGAGUCCUUGGGGCAAAUAUUUCGACAGUGUUUUGACGGCAACGGAUCUGUCUCCAAUUCCCCUUGCUUCGCAAACUCUUAGUGAAAUCGGCGAGAAUCUAUCCCGGAAGGCGAUCAUUAUGAGUUUACCUACGAUUGAAAGCUCUUACGUCACCCAUACAACCAAAGGAAUUGAGGGUUUCAAUCAUCCUGAUUACCCUGUCUUGCGCGUAGCGCUUGAAGUUUUGAACGCAACCGAGAGUUACCUAUGGCGCUACAUACGGGGAUCUGGAUUGGCUUACGGUGCAUAUGUAUCGCUUGACGUGGAAGCAGGUUUACUUAGCUUUUCUUUGUAUCGCAGCUCCAACAGCAUGAGCGCAUUCCAGGAAGCGCGAAACGUUAUCAAGGGGCUCGUAGACGGAUCAAUUGAGCUCGACGUAACAACCCUUGACGCUGCCAAGAGUAGCAUUGUUUACGGGGUCACAAAAAAUGUGUCCACGGCUGGAAGAGCGGCGAUGGUCUCAUUUACAAAUCAAGCGCUGAAGGGCGUUCCUCAGACCCACCAGGUCGACCUUCUGGAGAAAUAUCAGGCAGUCACUAAGGAGGAUGUCCUCACUUCCCUGAAGGAGCACUUCUUACCAUUGUUUGACUCUUCGUCAUCAGUAGUAGUGGUUGUCACUGCCCCCUCUAAGUCUGAGGAGAUCGGGGAGGGACUGAAGGAAGCAGGCUUUGAAGUAACCCAACGAGUUAUGGAAGUAGACCCUGAAGAGCUUGAAGAUGGCGAAGAGGAUAGCAGUAGCGGCACUAGCGACAGUGGAUCGAGUGCCAACUAG